Molecule: messenger RNA, 1127 nt
Organism: Megachile rotundata (alfalfa leafcutting bee)
Lineage: Eukaryota; Metazoa; Arthropoda; Insecta; Hymenoptera; Megachilidae
Product: bridging integrator 3 homolog
Biological process (GO): endocytosis; actin cortical patch localization; plasma membrane tubulation
Cellular component (GO): actin cytoskeleton; cytoplasm
Molecular function (GO): lipid binding; protein binding
Source: RefSeq, a predicted model, not a curated record
UCUUUAGCUACGUGAAUUACUAGAGGUUAGAAAAUAUCGAAUUAAAUACUUCCAAGACUCAGGUAUCUAAAACGUUCAUAAAAAUAUAUAACAUGUUUACAUAUGUAUUACGUAAGUCAAUAAAACGAGUAUAUUAAUCGCGUUAUCUCAAAAUUAAAUUUUUUUGAAUUAUAAUAAGAACGAUUUUGAAAUGUUGCAAAUAGAAACCAGUGUAAUGUUUUCUUAAUUGUGAUCAUUUUUAUAUCUACACUAACUUAAAACGAAGAAUGAAAGCUAUAUUAUGUUCUAAUUUAUAGAAAGAAAAUGACGUGGAAUCCUUUAAAGAAAAAUCAUCUGACAUUGAGACCAACACCAGCAUCACCUCUGUUAUCUCAUACAGAGGAUAGAGAGCUUGAUGUUGCGGUUCAAAAACUUAUUUAUGUUGAAGACACAAUCAGAAAGCUAACUAAAGAGAUGAAGAGGUACAUAGAGGCUGUAGUAAAUUUGGAUCGGGCAGAUCAAAGAUUAACGCUAAAUUUAACAACCUGUGGCUUGGCACACCUUAGUAAUGAAUUUAGGAAAGUGGUGGAAGAUUAUCAUUCGGUUACAACACAGAUUGGGAAAACUGUGCAAGAUAUGGCAGCGCUUUGUCAGAAAACUUUUAUAGAGCCCUUAAAAAAAUUACGAGACGAGUUUGUUCUAAUCGCUGCAGCAAUAGCAAAACGAGAAGAGUUGGUUACUACUUGGAAAUACUCUUAUAAUCGGGUUAAAAAGUUACAAGAGAAAAAAGACAGAACUGCUAGUCAUAUUGCAAAAUUGGAGAGAGAGCGUAGAACAGAAGAAGCAGCUGCCAAGGACUUGAAGACUGUACAUGCUCAAUUACUCAUAGAACUACCCUUGUUUUUAGAAAAGAGACUAGAAUAUAUCAAGCCUAGUGUACACGCUUUGAUCAUGAUACAGUUAGAUUACUAUGGAAAUACGACACGGCUAUUUACACAUUUAAUGCCAGUUCCAAAUGCUUCAGAAUCGCCCUCUAGUGCUAUGAUACCUGAAGAUGAAUAUCAACGAGCAAUGUCCAAUCAUAUGAAUAGAAUAAGAGCUCUUACCAUCGUUAAAGAUCAUUGAAGGUCGUGAGAAUCGUUAACAGC